Molecule: messenger RNA, 618 nt
Organism: Oikopleura dioica
Lineage: Eukaryota; Metazoa; Chordata; Appendicularia; Copelata; Oikopleuridae
Source: the annotation of a GenBank genome assembly
AUGUUCAGUGGUUUGUCCUCAGAAAAGACUUUUCUCAGCGACAAAUACAUGACGACUCCAAGUCAAUCAUUUGAUGAUAUUUUCGGAAAUACGACUGAAUUCCCAGACUGCUCGGAUAAAUGGUGGGAGAAAGAGCCCGAUAUUGCCAAAAUUUGCGAUGAUUUUCUGACCUAUUGUCCCGAAGAAGUCGAAGAAAACUCUUGCCGGGGAACAGCAGACGGCAUCAACCAAUGUAUUUGUCCUGUUUCAACCAGAUUUAGAUACUACGUGGUUUUCGUCUUCCUGACCUGUUUCGCUCUCCCCGGCGGUGUCAUAACAUACUGUUACUAUAGCUUCAUCAAGCAAAUUACCAAAGUUCACAGGCUCGUUCAUGCAGUUAAAGAAGAACCUGAUCUGGAUCUCAUGUGCCAUCAAUUCAAUAAUCUACAUAUUCUCAACAGGACACAAGAAGAAGAUAAAAGCCUUCUUAGCGAAGAAAUUCCGCAAGAAGGGCAAGAAACCAACAAGCGACUACGAGACAACACCGAAUACCCAGCGAAUGACAAUAAUGACAAACUCGGCGGUCGGAGAAGAAUCUGUGCGGCUCCACUCGAGGCCGAGCAGUGGCCGAGAUUUUAG